AUGGAGGCCAUCUUCAACGUGCAGUCAAAGUUCGCCCUGGAGCGCGGCCUCAGCAAGAUCAAGGCCAUCCGCAACGAAAACUACAAGCGCCACGGCACCAAGUCAUACGUCUACCUGCUCAACCGCUUUGGCUUUGAGCCCACCAAGCCCGGCCCGUACUUCCAGGGCGCCUCGUUCCACCAGCGUGGACUUGCCCACCCAGACUUUCACGAGGCUCGUGGGGGUCGCGUCCACAAGAAGAAGCACCUGAAGAAGAAGCAGACUCCAGAGGGCGUCGCAGACCCUAGCGGAACGGAGACUGGAGAAGUGGGGGCUGAGGACCAGCAAAAUGACUCGGAGUAUCUUUGCGAGGUGACCAUUGGCACGCCUGGCCAGAAGCUGCUGCUGGACUUUGAUACCGGUUCCUCUGAUCUUUGGGUCUUCUCCACUGAGUUGAGCAAGUCUCUCCAAAGCAACCACACAGUCUUCAACCCCAAGAACUCGUCCACCUUCAAGGUGCUCACUGGCCAGAAAUGGCAAAUCUCCUAUGGUGACGGCAGUUCAGCAGGCGGUGACUGUGGCUCUGACAACGUGACCGUCGGUGGCCUCACCAUUAAAAAUCAGACCGUUGAGCUCGCAUCAACCCUUGCUCAGCAGUUUGCUCAGGGCACCGGUGAUGGUCUCCUCGGCCUUGCCUGGCCAUCUAUCAACACCGUCACAACCAACGGCAAGCCCACGCCCGCCAACACCCCCGUUGCCAACAUGAUCACCCAGGACGACAUUCCCAGCGAGUCUCAGCUCUUCACUGCUGCGUUCUACAGCGAGCGAGAUGCCAACGCCGAGUCCUUUUACACAUUCGGCUACAUCGACCAGGAUCUCGUCACAGCCUCCGGACAGCAGAUUGCCUGGACCGACGUCGACAACUCUCAGGGCUUCUGGAUGUUCCCCUCGACCAGCAGCUCCGUCAACGGCCAGGCCAUCUCUCAGUCCGGCAACAGCGCCAUCGCCGACACUGGCACCACCUUGGCGCUGGUCUCUGACGACGUCUGCGAUGCUCUGUACAAGGCUAUUCCCGGCGCGAAAUACGACGACCAACAGCAGGGCUACGUGUUCCCCAUGAGCACGGAUGUGUCUAGUCUCCCUGAAUUCAAGGUCUCCGUCGGAAACACGCAGUUUGUGAUUCAGCCCGAGGACCUGGCCUUUGCUCCUGCGGAUAACAACAACUGGUACGGAGGUGUUCAGUCCAGAGGAGACAACCCCUUUGACAUUUUAGGCGACGUGUUCUUGAAGUCUGUUUAUGCGAUCUUCGACCAAGGCAACCAGCGAUUUGGUGCCGUCCCCAAGAUCCAGGCUACCCAGAACCUGAACCCUCCUUCUAACCAGUAA
Molecule: messenger RNA, 1365 nt
Organism: Trichoderma gamsii
Lineage: Eukaryota; Fungi; Ascomycota; Sordariomycetes; Hypocreales; Hypocreaceae
Product: eukaryotic aspartyl protease
Exons: 3
Coding region: 1-1365 (454 amino acids)
Biological process (GO): proteolysis
Molecular function (GO): aspartic-type endopeptidase activity
Source: RefSeq, a predicted model, not a curated record